Molecule: messenger RNA, 1965 nt
Organism: Penicillium alfredii
Lineage: Eukaryota; Fungi; Ascomycota; Eurotiomycetes; Eurotiales; Aspergillaceae
Product: magnesium transporter CorA family protein
Exons: 2
Coding region: 1-1965 (654 amino acids)
Biological process (GO): intracellular magnesium ion homeostasis; magnesium ion transmembrane transport
Cellular component (GO): plasma membrane
Molecular function (GO): magnesium ion transmembrane transporter activity
Source: RefSeq, a predicted model, not a curated record
AUGUCCGAGUCUCCCAGAUCCGAGAAAUACAUGUGCCUGACCCGGUACAGCACGCCAGUGCCAGAGCUGGAUGAUCACCGCUUCCAGAUGGAUCGGCCUCGCAUCGAGGCGCCUGUGGAAGCUCCUCUGAGCCAGCAAAAUACCGCUCAGCAGGGACCUGCGGGAGAGCUUCCAGAGCGGUCGGAUUUGCUCCAGGUACAAGAUGCUCUGCGGGAAGCGGGGCCGGUCUUCCGAGACUUUGAAAAUGCCGUGGUUGAUGACGAUCGAUCUCUCAACGAUGUGAAUGGGGUAGGUCGGCGAUUCUCAGUCGACCCGACUGCGAACUUCCAACCUCCUCGUCGCAUCAGUUGCACCCAGCAAGACCUCACCAAUGUCUCGCGCACGUCGUCCGUGUCAGCUCGGUCUACAUCGCCGCCCAAUUCCGUGGAAGCUUUCGCCGACCCACGUCGCCGUGAACGUGCCAACACAUUGGAUAGCCAUGGAGCUCCCGACUUGGAAGCUAUUCUGCAGCGUACUGUCUCUGGUGGCACGCAUCGCCGGCGCCCCACUUUCAGCAAUGCUAGCGGGGUUCGACCACAGCCCGGUGAGGUGCAAUUGGAUAUGCCAGAAGAGGUUUGCAUGCCUCCAUACGAACAACCAGGUCGCAUCCCCGUCAUCGACUACGAAGAGCUGGAGGAAUUUGUGGCACUCAACCAGAAAGUCAAGACCGCUGGUGACCGCCGGAAACACAGCCUAAGCUCGCAGAGCAAGAAACCCCGUGUAUUCUAUGACCUCCGCCCGGGCGCGAAAAGCCCCGAUGUCGACGAAUUGAAGAAGUCCGAUUCAUCGGAUGCUUCGAGCAACGCAUCCGGGGAAAAGCCCAGCAAGGUUGUAGAUGGAAAGGUGCUCGUGGAGGUCCUCCAAAACACCAACCAGCCAACUCGCUUUGGUUUCUUUUCGUCCGAAUCCCAGAGCACGGUGCAUGCGGCGGAGCUGGGAGAUCUGGUGCUCCCCGGCGACACCUUCCGAGACCUGUUCCAACUGGGACCGGAUGGAGGCGUAUGGUGGCUCGACGUCGUCAACCCCACCGAGGAGGAGCUUGGUGCCAUUUCUCGGGCAUUUUCAAUUCACCCGCUGACGACCGAGGAUAUCCAGACUCAGGAAGCACGCGAGAAGGUCGAGCUGUUCAAGCAGUACUACUUUGUCUGUUUCCGCACUUUUGACCAAAUGGACAAGACCAGUGAAGAGUUUCUGGAGCCGGUCAACUUCUAUAUGGUCGUCUUCCGGGAUGGGGUGCUGACCUUUUCCUUCGUCGACAACCCUCACGCCGCCAAUGUACGAAAGCGAAUUGGAAAGCUGCGGGACUAUGUGUCGCUCAGUAGUGACUGGAUCUGUUAUGCCAUGAUCGACGACAUCGUGGACAGUUUCGGCCCGGUGAUCCGGGAUGUGGAGGUGGAAUCCGAGGCGAUCGAGGACCAUGUCUUCAUCGCGCGCGUGGACGAUUUCGAGUCAUUCCUCCCGCGAAUCGGCGGCCUUCGCAAGAAAGUCAUGAGCUUGAUGCGGCUUCUGGGUGGCAAGGCAGAUGUCAUCCGGGGAUUCUCCAAGCGCUGUAACGAGCAAUACUCGGUGACUCCCCGCGGUGACAUCGGUCUUUACUUGGGUGAUAUCCAGGAUCACGUCGUGACCAUGAUGUCGAACUUGGCCCAUUUUGAGAAAAUGCUCAGCCGGUCCCACACCAACUACCUGGCGCAGUUGAAUGUCACCAACCUGGUAUUGGGCAACCAUGUUAACAAGGUUCUCAGCAAAGUCACACUGAUUGCAACAAUCCUGGUCCCUAUGAACCUGAUCUGUGGUCUCUUCGGCAUGAACGUCGAAGUGCCCGGUAAGGACACCGCCGGACUGGGGUGGUUCUUUGGCAUUCUCGGAGUGAUGGCUGGGAUUGUAGUUCUGAGCAUGAUGAUCGCCCGCUGGCAGAAGCUGGUUUGA